GAGUAAUUCCGGGAAGCUCGCCUUACAACUCCGCGCCGCCCCCCGCGCCGCCCGCCCCACAACAAAACUCGGCGCUGCGCUCUCGGGAGCCCGGCUCGGAGCGACCCGCGGUCGGGACCGGAGGGGAAUCGGACAGGCAGAGGGCGCGGGCGGGAACAGCAAGCCGGGACGGCAGCGGCAGCCGCGCGUGCACGGGGCGCCAGGCGAAGCGGGCCGAGAGGCGGGUCUGAGCCCAGAGGGCACCUUCUGAAAACAUGUCUGUGGACCCCUUAUCCAGCAAAGCCCUGAAGAUCAAGCGUGAGCUGAGCGAGAACACGCCGCACCUGUCGGACGAGGCGCUGAUGGGGCUGUCGGUGCGCGAGCUGAACCGGCACCUGCGCGGGCUCUCGGCCGAGGAGGUGACGCGGCUCAAGCAGCGACGUCGCACGCUCAAGAACCGCGGCUACGCGGCCAGCUGCCGCGUGAAGCGCGUGUGCCAGAAAGAGGAGCUGCAGAAGCAGAAGUCGGAGCUGGAGCGCGAGGUGGACAAGCUGGCGCGCGAGAACGCAGCCAUGCGCCUGGAGCUCGACGCGCUGCGCGGCAAGUGCGAGGCGCUGCAGGGCUUCGCGCGCUCCGUGGCCGCCACCCGCGGGCCCGCCGCGCUGGUGGCGCCCGCCAGCGUCAUCACCAUCGUCAAGUCGGCCCCAGGCCCGGGCCCCGUCUCCGCCCCGGGGCCCGCCCCCGGGCCCGCCCCCGCCGCCUGCUCCUAGUGCCCGCCCCUCCCAAGCCCCGCCCCCCGCCCCCCCCCUCCCCUCUUCCUUCCCAAAGUGCCUAAGAGUGGUCUCUGUCCCCGGUGCCUGGUGCCUGUUUCUCUGCAGCCACCAGCCCUUGUGGUGAACACAUGUUCCCUCCCGAGCCUGCUGUCUUCCUCGUUGGAGCCCCUAUAGGACCCGAUAGGUGGCCCUGGGGUGGGGCAACUUUGGUGAGAAUGGUAGGGUGGGGCUGGAGGCUGGGGUUUCUUGGGGCUGAGAGGCCAGCCUUCUUAGGCUGGGAGGAUGGGGUACAGAGCAGAUCAGAGAAGGGCUGUCCGGGCGAAGAGGGCCACCCCUCAUUCUGUAAACUGUUUGCUCAGAUCGUGCCAUAGCCGCCCCCCUCCUUCCCCCAGGAUUUAAGACUAGGUUAGGCUCUAUAUGUCUCUUGGGGCUGGAAAGCUGAUGCUCCCACCUCCUCUUUGGGCCCCGGGGUGCCUGGCUUUCCAAAGCUGGGAGAAUCAUCAGAAGUGGCCUGGUGAAGGUCAGUUAACAGACGGGAAUACAGGCCUCCAAGCAGCCAUGCCAGUGCCCAAGGCCAUCUGGGCUUAGUGGUUGAGCUGGAAAAGCUAGGUCUUCUUACUCCCGAGAUUCCAGCGGGGGGGAUCCAGGCGGGAUUGUCAGGGGGAUUGUGGACAUGGAUGGACCGGAAAAGGUGAUGGAAGGGCCUCCCUGGGCCCCGGGGGGCUGCCUCUGUGAGUUAGGGGAAGAGAAGUAGAGGGCCAGAGAAGGUGAUACAGUGGAGGAGAUGGAAGGAGCUGGCCAAAGAGAAAGGGGACCAAGGAUGUGACCACCCACUGUGGCAGGUGGGAAGAUGAGAAGACAGAUCCAGAAGUCCUGCAGCCAGGGGUGGGGGUCCUGAGAAAGGAAGGGUCCCACCCCUCCCCCUGGGAAUGUCUACCCUGGCUUGGGGGCUGGCCCCUGUCAUCUAUUGCCAGUCUCCUGGGAAGCCCAGCCCCCACCCUCCCUGCGCCCCCUCCCCCAUACAGCUGUCCCUCCCCGCUGUUUAUUUAUUGCACUAAUCUAAGUUAUUCUCCCCAGCCAGAAACCUAGCACCCACUCCUUGGGAAAAGUGGUGUGUGGCCCUGCGCUGGACUUUAUAUUUUAUAUCUGCAGAUAAAUCACAUUUUAUCUUAUAUUUAGGGAAAGCCGGAUGACAGCGACCAAAAAAAUGUUUAAAAAAAAAAAAUUCGCCCGGCCCCUAGAAUUUAUUUAUUUUCUGACUUACAGUAAGCGAGUUAUCCGCCUUCUGUAUUUUGUAGACUUUCUGAAUAAAGUCAAGUUCUCUUUUUCCACAGA
Messenger RNA from Hyaena hyaena (striped hyena), 2087 nucleotides. It is a transcript of the gene MAFF, whose product is annotated as MAF bZIP transcription factor F. Gene Ontology annotation, cellular component: nucleus. The transcript has 3 exons. Gene Ontology annotation, molecular function: DNA-binding transcription factor activity, RNA polymerase II-specific; RNA polymerase II cis-regulatory region sequence-specific DNA binding. Lineage: Eukaryota; Metazoa; Chordata; Mammalia; Carnivora; Hyaenidae. The coding region runs from base 255 to 749 and encodes 164 amino acids. Gene Ontology annotation, biological process: regulation of epidermal cell differentiation; regulation of transcription by RNA polymerase II. The record is from RefSeq and is a predicted model, not a curated record.